Peniophora sp. CBMAI 1063 is the source of this 1320-nucleotide messenger RNA. The record is from the annotation of a GenBank genome assembly. Lineage: Eukaryota; Fungi; Basidiomycota; Agaricomycetes; Russulales; Peniophoraceae.
AUGAGCUCACAAAAGGACUUCACUGUCGCCAUCGUAGGCGGAGGAAUUGUUGGACUUGUGUGCGCAAUCGCGCUUGCCCGUGAGGGUAUCGAUGUCGACGUGUUUGAAGCCGCCUCUAGGUACGGGGAAAUCGGCGCAGGUAUCGGGAUGGGUGCCAAUGCCAUGCGCGUGCUGAAGGAUCUUGGUCUACUUGACGACAUACUGGCACGCUCGGAAAGCAUUCACUCUGCGCAGAACUCUGCUCAAUUUGUGCGUGGGGCUGAGCCACACGACAUCGUCUACGACUACCCCAAGGAGAAUGCUAUGAAUGGACUGGGAUUCCAUCGGGCCGCUUUCCUCGAUAUCAUAGCUGGGCUACUGCCUAACAACGUGCGCUCGCACUUCAACAAGCGGUGCACUUCCGUAUUCAGCGCACCGAGUGAUCGCGUGCGCCUACGCUUUGCCGACGAUACUGAGCAUGAAGUCGACCUCUUGAUCGGUACAGAUGGUAUCAAGAGUGCCGUGCGCGCACAGGUGCUCGGAGCCGAUGGGGAUCGACUUGUACACACGGGCACGAGUGCCUUCAGGGCCUUGGUACCCACGCAACGCCUGCGUGCCGCUGGUGUCAGAGAAGAGUUCCUGACAUCGGGUCCGAGAAUCUAUCUUGGACAGGAGAAGCAUAUUUUUGCCGCUUCUAUCAUGGGCGGCGCAUUGUUCAACGUAGCGGCGUUCACGACGGACUUCGCGCAUGCUAUGACACCAGCGGGUUCGCAAGAUUCGUGGGCAAACUGGGUGUCGCCCACGUCGAAGGACGAGAUUCUCGCGGCGUUCGAGGACUUCGGGCCCGACGUGCGCAAGAUCCUCGAAUGUAUCGACGGCCCGGCGAACAAGUGGGCCAUCCAUGGCUUGUAUCCGCCCCUUGAGACCCAUGUGGGCUCGGUCACAGCCGAUGGAGACGCGAAGGACACCAAGAACGUAGUGCUCCUAGGCGAUUCCGCGCACGCGAUGCUCCCGCAUAUGGGUGCUGGCGCUAGCGUAGGGAUCGAGGGUGCAUACGUGCUCAAGAGCUUGCUCUCGCAUCCACAAGCCAAGCUCGCCAACUUGUCUGAUAUCCUGCGUGCUUACAGUGAAGCCCGCGUGCCUCGCGCUCACUACGUCGCCAUCGGGAGCAAGCGCGCGGGCGAUGUCUAUCAAGGACAUGGUCCAAGUGGUUCCAGUGACGAACAGCGUCGGGCUGAUCUCGACUUGCAGUGGGAGGGUGUCUGGAAGUAUGACUGUCAGGCUGAGGUUGCUCGGGCUGUCAAGACACUCGAGGAGGGCGGUGUCUUCCAGCGCAACUAG